Molecule: messenger RNA, 438 nt
Organism: Haliotis rufescens (red abalone)
Lineage: Eukaryota; Metazoa; Mollusca; Gastropoda; Lepetellida; Haliotidae
Exons: 2
Coding region: 1-438 (145 amino acids)
Molecular function (GO): protein binding
Source: RefSeq, a predicted model, not a curated record
AUGGACGUCCUGCUUGUGUUUGCUGUUUUGACAUCCCUGUCCUCCGUGUCCAGUCUCAUCAGUCCCAUGAAGACGUCAGAUGGCAAGGUGGACCUGGACAGCGUCCUUACGCACGUGCUGCUUUUGGAGCAAACAGUGUCCCGUCUGACCAAGGCCCAGUGCAGGAAAUCGGACCUGGAUUCACUUGCUGUAAAUGUCGUCAAUUUGAAUGCCUCUCUAGAGAAAACUAAAACGCAGUUCAAGAUUGAACAAGCUAAAACACCAAGAAUCACAGACAACAAGGGCGGAGGGUACCAUGCUACUUCCGGUAUAUUUGAAGCUCCCGUGUCCGGCACCUACCUCUUCUGGGCCAACGUCAUGGGAUAUAGCAGUGGGCACCUCCAUAUUGCAUUGAUCAAAGAAGGUGUUACACUUGUGAUUGGGUAUAGUCCGUAUUAA